AUGUCUGCGGAUACGACGCAGACGGACGAGCUGUCUCGUGUGCGGAGCAACGAUGUGCCAGCCAGCCCCUCCUCUAGCUCGAAGCCCCUCCGCAUGCGAACGAACACUGCGGAGAUAGACAGCACCAUCACACAUCCUGGAUCUGUGAAGAUAAACGUCACCGGGGCAUUCAUCGUUGAUCAGGACUCGAGCUCACCGACAAAUGUGAAUGGGAGCACGAACGGGGGCAGUCAUGACACAAAGGAUAUCAGAUUACCGAACCACACCGCAGUGGUCAGCCAUAUUGCGGUGGAUAUUGGAGGCUCCCUAGCCAAGCUCGUCUACUUCUCCCGAGAACCCAAGUCCCGCGAGCCGGGCGGCCGUCUAAACUUCAUGAACUUCGAGACCGACCGAAUAGACGACUGCGUAGAGUUCAUGAAACAGCUGAAGAUCAAGCAGCAGAAGCUCAAUGGCUCGAGACCCGGUGAACUGUGUGUUAUGGCGACGGGAGGGGGGGCAUACAAGUACUAUGACAAGAUACGCGAGGCUCUUGGUGUAGAUGUGUUACGGGAAGAUGAGAUGGAAUGUCUAAUCAUUGGCCUCGAUUUCUUCAUCACCGAGAUCCCCCGCGAAGUCUUCACCUACAGCGAAACAGACCCAAUGCACUUCGAAGAACCUCGGUCAGAUAUCUACCCCUACCUGCUCGUGAACAUCGGAUCCGGCGUGUCCAUGAUAAAAGUCUCCGGACCGCGGGCCUACCAACGAGUAGGCGGUACCUCUCUAGGCGGUGGCACACUUUGGGGUCUCCUCUCACUGCUCACAGGCUCGAGGACUUUCGACGAAAUGCUGGGUAUGGCUGAGCGCGGAGAUAAUGCGAAGGUCGAUAUGUUGGUUGGAGAUAUAUAUGGUACCGACUAUGGAAAAAUAGGUUUAAAGAGCAGCACGAUUGCAAGCUCAUUCGGGAAAGUGUUCCGGAUGAAAAGAGAAGCAGAGCGUGAAGCUGAAGACAGCGGUGGCCUUACAAACGGAGACUCCGAUCCCCCAUCCUCAUCACAGACCAACCCUCAUCCUUCCUCAGAGACAAAAGCGCCGCCCUUCUCCGCCCCAGACAUCUCGCGCUCUCUCCUGUACGCAAUCUCCAACAACAUCGGGCAAAUCGCCUACCUGCAAUCUGAAAAACAUUCACUCUCAACCAUCUACUUUGGCGGGUCUUUCAUCCGCGGUCAUCGUCAGACGAUGAAUACACUAUCGUAUGCUAUCAAAUUCUGGAGUAAUGGCGAGAAGAAGGCGUAUUUUCUAAGGCAUGAGGGGUAUCUUGGCGCGGUUGGCGCAUUUUUGAAGAGGCAGCCGAGAAAUUGGGGGAGAAGGGGGAGUUUUGAGGAGAGUGGAGGUUUGGGGCUGGAUAGAGAGUAUCCAUCUCCGGGUGUGGGAUGA
This is a messenger RNA of Hyaloscypha bicolor E, 1413 nucleotides long. Its product is annotated as fumble-domain-containing protein. The transcript has 3 exons. NCBI's taxonomy places the organism in Eukaryota, Fungi, Ascomycota, Leotiomycetes, Helotiales, Hyaloscyphaceae. Gene Ontology annotation, molecular function: pantothenate kinase activity; ATP binding. The record is from RefSeq and is a predicted model, not a curated record. The coding region runs from base 1 to 1413 and encodes 470 amino acids. Gene Ontology annotation, cellular component: cytosol; nucleus. Gene Ontology annotation, biological process: coenzyme A biosynthetic process.